CCUGAUUCUGCUCGUGCUUCUGAUUCUCAUCUUCAGCUUUGUCAGAUUGUUGGACGGAUCAUCAGUUUGUUGGAUUAUGGCGCCGACAGGUUCUUCAGGUCAGAGGGUGGUGAUGAGCAGUCAGGUGUCCACCUGCUGUAAGAACAAGCUACGGUGGAACCUGAGUCCUGAGCAGAUCCAGCAGCAUUCUGAAGAGCUCAUCACCAGAACCAAGAAGGUCUAUGACCAGGUUGGUGCGCUGAACCUGGAUGAGGUUGCCUAUGAAAACACUCUGAAGGCCCUGGCUGACACGGAGGUGGACUACACGGUCCAAAGGAACAUGCUGGACUUCCCUCAGCACGUGUCGCCCUGUAAGGAGGUGCGAGCGGCGAGCACCGAGGCGGACAAGAGGCUGUCCGAGUUUGACGUGGAGAUGAGCAUGAGGGAGGACGUCUACCAGAGGAUUGUGGCUUUGGAGAAGAAGAUCAACAGUGAGAGUUUGACUGCAGAGAGCAGACGCUACAUGGAGCGACUGCUCAAACUGGGGAAGAGGAACGGCCUGCACCUGGCCAGAGACACGCAGGAGGAGAUCAAAGCCAUCAAGAAGAAGCUGAACAACCUGAGCAUCGAUUUCAACAAGAACCUGAACGAGGACACCACCAGCUUGUCCUUCCUCAGAGACGAACUGGGUGGACUCCCUGAGGACUUCCUCAACUCUCUGGAGAAGGACGGUGAGAAGCUGAAGGUCACACUGAAGUAUCCGCACUACUUCCCCACUAUGAAGAAGUGCUUCGUCCCAGAAACUCGCAGGAAGCUCGAAGAAGCCUUCAACUCCCGCUGUAAAGAGGAGAACUCCGCUAUCCUGAAGGAGUUGGUGGAACUUCGAGCUCAGAAAUCUUCUCUGCUCGGCUUCAGCACGCAUGCCGACUUCGUCCUGGAGAUGAACAUGGCCAAGUCUGGAAAGAAGGUGGCCAACUUCUUGGAGGAGCUGGUCUGUAAACUGAAGCCACUGGGUGAUGAAGAACAAUCAGUCAUUCUCAAACUAAAGGAGAAGGAAUGUGAAAAAAGAGGUUUACCUUUCAACUGGAAGCUGUAUGCUUGGGACACACGCUACUUCAUGACCCAGGUCGAGGAGCUGCACUACGCUGUGGACCAGAACAAGUUAAAGGAGUAUUUUCCCAUGGAGGUGGUGACUCAGGGUCUCCUGGACAUCUACCAGGAGCUGCUGGGUCUGAGCUUUGAGCAGGUUGAAAAUGCUGCCGUCUGGCAUCCUGACGUCACGCUGUACUCUGUGAAGGACUGCAGCAGCGGGGAGAUGAUUGGCCAGUUCUACCUGGACCUGUACCCCAGAGACGGUAAAUAUGGACAUGCCGCCUGUUUUGGACUGCAGCCGGGCUGUCUCCUGUCCGACGGCACACGUCAGAUGUCUGUGGCAGCUAUGGUGGCCAAUUUCAGCAAGCCCAUGGCCGAUGCCCCGUCGUUGCUCCAGCACGAUGAGGUGGAGACCUAUUUCCAUGAGUUUGGACACGUCAUGCACCAGCUGUGUGCCAAGGCAGACUAUGCCAUGUUCAGCGGGACGCAUGUUGAGCGGGACUUUGUGGAAGCUCCGUCUCAGAUGCUGGAGAACUGGGUUUGGGAGAAGGAGCCGCUGCAGAGGAUGUCCCGACACUACAAGACCGGCGACGCCAUUCCUGACGACUUUCUUGACAAACUUAUUAAAUCCCGCCUCGCCAACACAGGACUCUUUAACCUGAGACAGAUCGUUCUGGCCAAGGUGGACCAGGCGCUCCACACCGGGAGCGGCCUUGAUGCUGCCGAACUGUACGGACAUCUGUGCCAGGAGAUCCUGGGAAUUCCUGCUUCUGCAGGUACCAACAUGCCAGCGACCUUCGGCCACUUGGCUGGCGGUUACGAUGCGCAGUACUAUGGCUACUUGUGGAGCGAGGUUUACUCCAUGGACAUGUUCUACACUCGCUUCAAGCAGGACGGCAUCAUGAACCCAAAGGUGGGUCUGGACUACAGGAAGUUUAUCCUGCAGCCUGGUGGCUCUGAAGAUGCCUCCGAGAUGCUGAGGAAGUUCCUCGGGCGGGAACCCAAACAGGAUGCGUUCCUACUGAGCAAAGGACUUUCACUGGAGCAGCAGGCGAGCACGCCAUGCCCCUGCUGACCAAUCACAGCAGCCCACCCACGACUCAGCCACCGAGGAGCACAGGGAAAAGAACGAGCCUGUAAAAUAUUCACAUGGAAAGAAAUUUUUAGCAAAUAAAGAAAUUUUAGCCUCA
This is a messenger RNA of Thalassophryne amazonica, 2261 nucleotides long. RefSeq names its product thimet oligopeptidase 1 (gene thop1). Gene Ontology annotation, biological process: proteolysis; peptide metabolic process. The transcript has 14 exons. The record is from RefSeq and is a predicted model, not a curated record. The coding region runs from base 77 to 2146 and encodes 689 amino acids. Gene Ontology annotation, molecular function: metalloendopeptidase activity. NCBI's taxonomy places the organism in Eukaryota, Metazoa, Chordata, Actinopteri, Batrachoidiformes, Batrachoididae. Gene Ontology annotation, cellular component: mitochondrial intermembrane space.